AUGCAGCUAGAGCUGGCCUGUAUCUCAGAAUGUGAGAACGCUGAGCUGGCCUGUAUCUCAGAAUUCUGUAAGGCAGCCAAAGCUGACCUCGUCUUCUUGGUGGACGGGUCUUGGAGCAUCGGAGACGACAACUUCCAGAAGAUUAUCCGCUUCCUGUACAGUACGAUGGGAUCUCUGGAUCUGAUUGGUCCUGACGGCACACAGGUUGCUAUAGCACAGUUCAGUGAUGAUGCCAGAACUGAGUUCAAGCUGAACUCAUACGCUAACAAGGAAACGCUGCUCGACGCCAUCAGGCGAAUCACAUACAAGGGAGGGAACACCAAGACAGGCCGGGCCAUUAAGCAUGUGAAGGAAUCUAUCUUCACCUCAGAGGGAGGAGUGAGGAGGGGGGUUCCUAAGGUACUGGUGGUCCUCACCGAUGGCCGUUCCCAAGACGACGUCAACAAGGUCUCCAAGGAGAUGCAGAUGGAAGGCUACAUCAUCUUUGCCAUCGGCUUUGCUGAUGCGGACUACGGAGAGUUGGUGAACAUCGCCAGCAAACCCAGCGACAGACACGUCUUCUUUGUGGACGAUUUGGACGCUGUCAAGAAAAUUGAGGAGCAGCUGAUCACUUUUGUGUGUGAGGCUGCCACUGCCACUUGUCCAUCGGUUCUGAUGAGUGGCAACACCAUGGCAGGCUUCAGGAUGAUGGACAUGUUUGGCCUGGUAGAGAAGGAGUACAGUAACGUAGAGGGAGUGUCCCUGGAACCAGGCUCCUUCAACAGCUUCCCCUGCUACAGACUGCACAAAGACGCCCUGGUCUCACAGCCCACCAAGUACCUCCACCCAGAAGGUUUGCCCUCUGACUACACCAUCACCAUCCUGUUCCGCCUGCUACCAGACACCCCCCAAGAGCCCUUUGCAUUGUGGGAGAUCCUCAACAAAGACAAUGAACCCCUGGUGGGGGUCAUCCUGGACAAUGGUGGGAAGACUCUGACGUUCUUCAACUACGACUACAAGGGAGACUUCCAGACAGUCACUUUUGACGAGCCUGACAUCAAGAAGAUGUUCUAUGGCAGUUUCCACAAGCUCCACAUGGCGAUCAGUAAGACCACAGCCAGGGUGGUGGUUGACUGUAAGGUAGUGGGAGGAAAGCCCAUCAACGCAGCUGGCAACAUCAGUAUAGACGGGGUGGAGGUACUGGGACGCAUGGUACGAUCCAGAGGGAAGAGAGACAACUCAGCUCCGUUCCAGAUCCAGAUGUUUGACAUUAUCUGCAGCGCGUCCUGGGCCAGUCGAGACAAGUGCUGUGAGCUCCCUGGACUGAGGCUGGAGGAGGACUGUCCUGCCAUGCCCCAUGCCUGUAGCUGUUCUCAGGACAGUAAAGGACCUCCCGGACCCACAGGACCUCCCGUAAAGUCCUACUCCUGCCUUUAUUUACUGUCUUAGGGAAUAGGGUGCCCUUUUAACACACCGU
Molecule: messenger RNA, 1456 nt
Organism: Oncorhynchus nerka (sockeye salmon)
Lineage: Eukaryota; Metazoa; Chordata; Actinopteri; Salmoniformes; Salmonidae
Product: collagen alpha-1(XIV) chain-like
Exons: 12
Coding region: 1-1428 (475 amino acids)
Cellular component (GO): interstitial matrix
Source: RefSeq, a predicted model, not a curated record